Messenger RNA from Rangifer tarandus platyrhynchus (Svalbard reindeer), 678 nucleotides. Lineage: Eukaryota; Metazoa; Chordata; Mammalia; Artiodactyla; Cervidae. The record is from the annotation of a GenBank genome assembly.
AUGCUGACUUCUAAAAGUGCUUCGCAGGUAGCUGUGUCACUGUUAGCUUCCAAGAACAGCUCUCACACCAGCAGCUCUCUGGUCUCCAAAAACACUGCCAUAGCAAGUGUGUCCCAGCUGGCUUCUAAGAGUAGUACUCAGACCAGCACAGCACAGCUGCCUUCCAAAAGUACUUCGCAGUCUAGUGAAAGUUCCGUCAAGUUCUCUUGUUGCAAGUUAACCAACGAAGAUGUGAAACAGAAACAACCUUUUUUCCAUAGACUGUAUAAAACAGUGGCAUGGAAGUUGGUGGCUGUUGGUGGCUUUAGUCCCAACGUGAAUCAUGGCGAGCUCUUAAACGCAGCUGUCGAGGCUCUGAAAGCCACACUGGAUGUGUUUUUUGUCCCGCUAAAAGAACUGGCAGAUCUGCCUCAAAACAAGAGUUCUCAAGAAAGUAUUGUUUGUGAAUUGAGAUGUAAGUCUGUGUAUUUGGGCACUGGCUGUGGGAAAAGCAAAGAAAAUGCUAAAGCAGUUGCAUCAAGAGAAGCCUUGAAGUUAUUUCUCAAAAAAAAGGUAGUGGUAAAAAUAUGUAAAAGGAAAUACAGAGGCAGUGAAAUAGAAGACUUAGUACUCCUCGAUGAAGAAUCAAGGCCUGUAAACUUGUCUCCAGCAUUAAAACACCCUCAAGAAUUACUGUAA